Molecule: messenger RNA, 2628 nt
Organism: Ipomoea triloba (trilobed morning glory)
Lineage: Eukaryota; Viridiplantae; Streptophyta; Magnoliopsida; Solanales; Convolvulaceae
Product: G-type lectin S-receptor-like serine/threonine-protein kinase CES101
Exons: 6
Coding region: 97-2478 (793 amino acids)
Biological process (GO): protein phosphorylation
Molecular function (GO): protein serine/threonine kinase activity; ATP binding
Source: RefSeq, a predicted model, not a curated record
AACCCUCCAACUAUAGCCUUUUGACUUUUAUAAGCAAAAGAAACACCAUUAUUAAUAACCUACAGAAAAUCAAAUCUUAAUUAAUCUGAUGGUCUGAUGGAGGUGGUGUACAUGUUCUUCCUACUGAUUCUGUGUUCCCUGCCCUCAAUUGCUUCAUCAUCGCAGAACGACACUCUGAAACAAGGUGACGCGUUGAACUCCUCCUCUUUACUUGUUUCAGCCAACAACAACUUCACCUUAGGAUUCUUCACCCCGAACGGAACCAACAGGACUUAUAUAGCAAUCCACUCCAGAGCAAGUUAUUCGACUGACCCUGUAUGGAUAGGCAACAGAGAAACACCUCUCCCCACAAAUUCCUCCCCCACCCUUCAAAUAGAUGCUUCUGGGAGAUUAUUGAUACUCACACAUGAUGAAGGCCAAGGCAACUCUUACCUGCUUUCAUCAAAGCAAACCAGCCGAAAUGUCACAGCAACUUUACUGGAUUCCGGCAACUUCGUACUCCGGGAGGUCAACUCCGAUGGGGAGGAACUGUGGAGUAGUUUCGACAAUCCCACGGAUACCCUUUUGCCGGGGAUGAAGUUAGGAGUGAACCACAGAACGGGUAGGAACUGGACUCUAACAUCAUGGCAGGACAAUAAUAUUCCGGCGGCAGGGGCGUUUAGUCUCGAGUGGGAACCAACAAAGCGCCGAAUGGUUAUAAAGUACCGAGGAGUGGCUCGCUGGACUAGUGGAGAGUUGAUGAAUUCUGUUGAUUUCCAGUACACAUCCUUUAACUCCACCUUCACCGAUCAUACAUUUAAAUUCGCUAACGUUUCAACAAAAGAUGAAGAGUAUCUUAGCUACGCAGUCACGCCUGUAUCCACCCAAAACCGUAACGCCGGUUGGAGAUUGGACAGCCAAGGCGUUUUGUACGAUGUGGUGGGUAAUCAAUUUAUCAUUGACGUUGGCCGGUGUUACGGGUACGAGAAUGAAACUCAGCAGUCAUUGGGGUGCGAGUUAUGGGAGCAACCCAAAUGCAGCCCCAGCAGGAGUGGCGAGACGUUUGAGCAAAGAUAUGGGAGAUUUAUGAGAGACAGUCAACAUGAGGCUGAACAAGAAACCAUGCCUAAUAAUUCUAGUGACUGCAGGGAGCAUUGCUGGAACCUCUGUGACUGCGUUGGUUAUCGGAGCUACCCUGAUGAGGGGAGCUGUGGGUACUGGAGGGGAACAGAUCUGCAGUUUGAUCAGGACAACAGUCGUAAUACAAUACCUCUAUUUCGUCUUAUCCGUCCAGAUAAGGGUAAGUCACCAAGUAAGACAUGGAUAUGGAUUCUUAUACCCAUAGCAGUAUCCACUGUCCUGGCUGUCUUGCUUCUAUUGCGCCAGAGAAGGAGAAAACGAGAAGAAGCAAGGAAAGAGCAAGAGCUGAAGGAUCUAUUGACAUUAGAGGAAUACAGUGAUAUUGAUGAGCUCAGCAGCGGCGAGAAUGGCAGUCUCAAAGUAUUUAGCUAUGCAUGGGUCGUCACUACAACAAAUAACUUCUCUUCUGACUACAAAUUGGGGCAGGGUGGUUUUGGAAGUGUUUACAAGGGAUUAACACCUGAAGGACAAGAAGUAGCCAUAAAACAAUUGUCGGAAAGAUCAACUCAAGGACUCAUGGAGUUCAAAAAUGAGGUGGUGUUGAUAGCUAAACUGCAGCACACAAAUCUUGUCAAGCUACUUGGUUUUUGCAUUCAUGGGGACCAAAAGAUGCUCAUUUACGAGUUUAUGCCAAAUAAAAGUUUAGAUUUUUACCUCUUUGAUCCAGAAAGGAAAGAACAUUUAACUUGGGAGAAACGCCUCAACAUCAUUGAAGGAAUUGCACAAGGCCUACUUUACCUUCACAAGUACUCAAGAGUUCGGAUCAUUCACAGAGAUAUGAAAGUUAGCAACAUAUUACUUGAUGAGAAUAUGAAUCCAAAAAUUUCAGACUUUGGUAUGGCCAAGAUACUCAGGCAAAAUGCCACAGAAGCAAACACAAUGAGACUAGGUGGAACAUUUGGUUAUAUGGCGCCUGAGUAUGCCAUGGAGGGUAUUUUCUCUACAAAGUCCGACGUCUACAGUUUUGGAGUACUAGUACUGGAAAUUAUAAGUGGCAAGAAGAACAAUCACUUCCGCAGUGAGGAUGGCCCCCUAAAUUUGGUGGAACAUGCCUGGGAGUUAUGGAACAGAGAUGCAGUGCUGCAGCUAGUGGAUCCAGCAAUAAGCAAUGUGGGUGGCAAUGAAGAACAGUUGCAUAGGUGCAUACAUGUGGGACUACUAUGUGUCGAAGAUUUUGCAGUCGACCGACCAUCUAUGUCGGAUGUGGUGUCCAUGUUAGGCAAUGAAAAUAUGGCAUUGCCAAAGCUAAAAAAGCCUGCAUUUGUGUCGAGAUUCAGUGUGCCCGACAGGUUUCAGGAUGGCAAGUCAGAGAAGUUCACAGUGAAUGAAGUCUCCAUUUCAGUUAUGGAGGGAAGAUAGUGUAUGUUGCAAUUUAUUACUUUAUAAAAAUGUUUUUUGUAGACUUGUAGUGGUUCACUAUAAAUUCAAACUAUUUAGACAGACGCAUGCAGUAUGAUGGGUGCACAAAGAAGAUUUACUUUCAAUAAACUUGAUUUAAGAUUUUAGAUU